Messenger RNA from Zootermopsis nevadensis, 1668 nucleotides. Its product is annotated as tubulin alpha-1A chain. Gene Ontology annotation, cellular component: microtubule. The record is from RefSeq and is a predicted model, not a curated record. Gene Ontology annotation, biological process: microtubule-based process. Lineage: Eukaryota; Metazoa; Arthropoda; Insecta; Blattodea; Termopsidae. Gene Ontology annotation, molecular function: structural constituent of cytoskeleton; GTP binding.
GAAGAAGUGCGUCGUAGAGUUGACAAUAUUGUGCUGUUAAAAACGUUUCAGAAUAACACAGAUUUUACCUUCUCCGGAACCGUGGUUCGACUGUGAAUUUGUUGUUAUAAGUCAUCAAAUUACCUACUACAAUGCGUGAGUGUAUCUCUAUUCAUGUUGGCCAAGCUGGCGUGCAGAUUGGUAAUGCAUGCUGGGAAUUGUAUUGCCUUGAACAUGGCAUUCAGCCUGAUGGUCAGAUGCUAUCUGACAAGAUUCUUGGAGAUGGUGAUGACAGCUUCAACACAUUCUUCUGUGAAACUGGGGCAGGAAAGCAUGUACCAAGGGCAGUUUUUGUGGACCUGGAGCCCACAGUAGUAGAUGAAGUUCGCACUGGCACGUACAAACAGCUAUUCCACCCUGAGCAGCUGAUUACUGGAAAGGAAGAUGCCGCUAACAACUAUGCCCGAGGUCACUACACCAUCGGCAAGGAGAUCGUGGACCUCGUUAUGGACCGCAUCCGAAAGCUGGCUGACCAGUGCACGGGUCUUGAGGGUUUUUUGGUCUUCCAUUCCUUUGGUGGUGGCACUGGCUCCGGCUUCACGUCCCUGCUUAUGGAAAAGCUGUCGAUUGACUACGGAAAGAAGAGCAAGCUGCAAUUGUCGAUCUACCCCGCCCCUCAGACUUCAACAGCUGUUGUCGAGCCCUACAAUUCCAUUCUCACCACCCACACCACGCUCGAACAUUCUGACUGUGCUUUCAUGGUUGACAAUGAAGCCAUUUUUGACAUCUGCCAACGUAACCUGGACAUUGAACGCCCCACCUACACCAACCUGAACAGGCUGAUUGGCCAGGUUGUAUCCUCGAUUACCGCUUCUCUCCGGUUUCAUGGCGCUCUGAACGUUGACCUGACCGAAUUCCAGACUAACUUGGUGCCCUACCCCCGCAUCCACUUCCCUCUGGUUACCUAUGCCCCUGUCAUCUCAGCUGAGAAGGCAUACCAUGAGCAGCAUACCGUAGCUGAUAUCACAAAUGCUUGUUUUGAGCCUGCCAACCAGAUGGUGAAAUGUGACCCAAGAAAUGGAAAGUACAUGGCCUGCUGCAUGCUGUACAGAGGGGACGUCGUGCCCAAGGACGUCAACGCUGCCAUCGCAACCAUCAAGACCAAGCGCACGGUCAUGUUCGUGGACUGGUGUCCAACUGGCUUCAAGGUUGGCAUCAACUACCAACCACCAACUGUGGUUCCUGGAGGGGACCUGGCAAAGGUACAGCGUGCCGUGUGCAUGUUGUCCAACACGACCGCCAUUGCUGAAGCCUGGGCUCGCCUGGACCACAAGUUUGACCUCAUGUACGCUAAGCGUGCCUUUGUUCACUGGUACGUGGGUGAGGGUAUGGAAGAAAUCGAGUUCACAGAAGCUCGCGAGGAUCUUGCAGCCCUGGAGAGGGAUUACGAGGAGGUCGGCAUGGAUACUGUUGAAGAAGAAGGAGAAGGAGAGGGUGAAGAGGAGUACUAAAUGUCUAUUCCAGUUUCAAUUUAGGUUGGCAGUAUUGUAAAAUUUUUCUGUUUAUCACAUACUUGUUGGAACCUCACGAUCAGUUUUUACCGAUAUACAGUAUGUCCACAAAGUCCCUUCGGGGUUUUGAAAAAUUGUGGUGUUCAAACAAAUUGAGCUAGCCACAUGCUGUUUGCGG